This is a messenger RNA of Colletotrichum orchidophilum, 2238 nucleotides long. RefSeq lists its product as uncharacterized. NCBI's taxonomy places the organism in Eukaryota, Fungi, Ascomycota, Sordariomycetes, Glomerellales, Glomerellaceae. The annotation marks the transcript as partial. The record is from RefSeq and is a predicted model, not a curated record. The transcript has 7 exons.
CCGCCUAAUACCAGUCUGCUGGACAGCCCGGUUGACUUCCAUCUCUACUUGUGUCAGUGCCGGAACGUUGUCGCAUACCAACUGGUCGAUAGACUGACGAUGGCACUCGAAGCCCCCCUUCGUUCGUCUAUCGGAAGUCAAAUAUCUGCUUAUUCCCAUCAUAACGACAUGUCCGUCUCAUCUCCCGAUAACGGCUCUUUUCAAUCACCUUUCGCCAGCAUGUCUUCAAAUGCUUCAGACCACUCCGGCCGCAACGCUCUGCGCCCCAACUCCAUUCAGAGGGUUCCGUCGACAAAUUUGAAUCUAAUGAGCCCGAGCGAUAUUGUUGGACCUUCACCAGUCACCUCGACUGGUACUGAAACGACGGAGAUCGAGGACGAAGAGGCAGAGGAGGUUCAAGCCCGGCCUAAUGUUACCAAUCCGGCACCACAUCCUCAGCUUAUGAUGCUCUCGACGAAUAUCCCCGAUCAUGUACGGCAGAGUAGUAGCGAGGAGGCCGUAUCAGUCAUACAUGCGCCGGAAAGCUUUCACAGCUGGGCUUCUACGGAGCCGACAGUGAGGCCAGAUCAAAGUAGCACGAGAUCAUCCCCCAAGACCGAUACCAUGAGUCUUCCAUCAGUCUCAGAUCAUGCAGUCAAGUCGAGAUCCCCUGGGCUACCUACUCCGCCUCCCCUUUCGACAGAUAUCAGACCCGUUCGGUACAGCUUGGACAGCGCAACGCCACGCGCGCAAGACCUACACGACAUGCUCACUGAGUCUUCCCGGCUUAGGUCUAGCAGCACAAGCAGCCUUGAAAAGAUCGACGAGGCUAGAGAAGUAGAGACCGAUGCCGAAAACUACGACGAGGAGCCUUUCGCCACCCCCGCCCUCCUGCAAGAAGAUUCCGAGAUCAGAGCUUUGCGAACCGCCCUUCAAGAGUGCUGGACUCUAUGUAACACGCUAGCCAACUUGAGCUCAAUUCACCGAACACGGAUGUUCAACAGCUCAGGCACCCCUGAUGCCCACGAAAAAGCUUGGAUGGCUUGUUGGAGGCUUUGCCAACGCCUGUACGACAACCGUGACGAAGACCACUAUGAUCACCACGUCCGAGAGAAUCUGGAUCACUGCCGAGACUUUUGCCAGUCCCUCUUCGACGUCCGCCAGAGGAAGGAUGAAGUUGCUGAUUCUGUUCUGAGAGUCAGUUUUGAACUGAACAACCAUGCCCAGGAUAUCCAGAAUCUACCGGAACCUUUCCGCGAGCGUACUCUAGAUUUCUACAUCACUCUUUGUCAUCGAUUGAUGAAACAGCGGAGCGAGCUGGCCGAUGAAACGGACUCUUUGCUGAAGGCAUGUUGGUCGCUUGCCGAGAUGCUUUUUAGUUUGAGACAGAACAAGCGGGAUGGAAGAGCGUCCGACGAGGAGCUGCUGUGUUCGGCGGUGCAGGCCUGCUGGGAGCUUUGCGACCUUUUCAGAGACGGGUGGACCCAAGUCCGACCAGACAGAAACACUCCUCGACCAAGCCAGACGAGCUUCUUCGGCCACCAGCAGCAGUAUGACCAACCUGCGCGAGGCGAAAGUAGAGCAUCGAACCGGUCGUCCUACUCAAAGAGGGAAAGCCAUAAGAGCCUGACCGAAGAGCGGCCACGAAAGCCACCACCAGUACCUGAAACUCCCGUGACUGAGUUCGAAGACACACCAAUCUCCCCAGAGAGCUCAUCCCCUCGAGUGCCGAAUAUCCUCGUUCUUGGCGCAACAUCAGACAGCGGGCGUGGGGGCCGGUGGUCAAGCAGUGCUUCCCAGCUGUCGAGCUACUCACAAAGCAGCAACAAGACAUCCAGUACAGCGACAACAACCACGGCAGGCGAGGACAGCAACAGCAGCCGUAUCAAAGCUCUCAUUAUUAAGGCGGCCAUGAAUGUGGGCUUCACUCGGGAUCCGGCUCUUGACAGUAAAGCCGAGAAGUCAGCACUCCAAGCCUUCGUCAAGCACAUGCCCACGGGAUCUUUCGGCUCUCUCCCUGCGCACUCAACGAUGUUGCAGCACUACAAGAACCUUGUGCAUGCCGAUUCAUCGUUUAGAGGAUCUUCGCUGCUGCCGGCUCGUGGAAAACGCAUCUCGGCGCAUGACCUGGCCAAGAGCGUCCACUACAUGAGCCAGAGGUCCAGCCAGUAUGCCUUUCUACGCGAUCUCUACAGACUCGUGUUUGGCUUCCCACCUGAGGAGGGUGAGUCGAGAAAGUCGACAACCAUUGCCAUCUGA